GUCACCAUUAUUAAGGACUUACCUAAAGUGUGCUAAAAUGCACUUUGACCCAAGCCUGUCUCCAAAAAUGUUAAAAGGCCAUUUGUGACUGGGAUGUUUGCAUACCCUUAACCAUUAACACAAUAUGAUGUUCCUCCCAAUGAGAUAUGCAAGUUGCAACAGCAAAUAGAGCAGCCCUAGUCAUAUGAAUAACCUCGUGAGUUUUUAACUUGUGCUUAAAAUCUGUUACAGUUAAUUCACCGUAAAUGCCAUACUUCUCAUUAGAGGGGAAACUUGUUUGGGUCGACUUUGAAAUCAGCGCGCAUGAGUACCAGCAGAUUACAGCACAUUAAGGAUCAUCUUUUGGGUGAAUACAAGUGUGCAAAGAUGGCAGCUCCAUACAGCCCCCUGACCACUCACGUCCUGAACACCGGGAUUGGAGUCCCUGGAGCCCACAUGGCCCUCAGCCUGCAUCGCCUGGAUCCCUCCACUUCACUCUGGAACCUCCUCACCACAGGGACUACUAAUGAUGAUGGGCGCUGCCCAGGACUCAUCACCAGAGAAGCUUUCACUCCAGCGGUGUACAAGAUGCGCUUUGAGACGGGCCAAUACUGGGAGAGUCUGGGAGAGACCUCUUUCUACCCAUAUGUCGAGAUAGUCUUCACCAUAACGGACCACAGUCAGAAGUUCCAUGUUCCUCUGCUCUGCAGCCGCUUCUCCUACAGUACCUACCGGGGGAGCUAGAGAGUCUGUCACUCAUCCCCUCUCACCAUCUCUCACCUGGGCCACGUUCAGUUGCCAAACGUUGUCUAAUCUCGGUUAACCCAGAACUAAAGUCUUGCGUAAUUGUCAGAUGUUUGGUUAAGUUCCGGGUCCAUAUGUGUUAAGGGAAGAGAUCGGAACCGGAACGAAGAGCUCCACCCUUCUCUCUUUGCAAGUUACGGGCAAGUCUAUGGUUCAAAUGACCCGCACCUGUCAGCUGGGCCUAUUCAGGGGGUUGAAAGUCAGCCUUCAGUUAUUGUAGGUAGAAAUGUACCUAAGAAAGAAGACUCUCUUCUGUAAUACUAGUUAUACUAUUAUAGUUAUUGAGUACAGAACACAAGAAUAGUAUCAUUUUUAUGUGGUACAUUUCUACAGGUAACAGUUGUUAUGUGCUCCUGUCAUCCAUGGCUCUUCUGAGAGUAGACAUACAGUUGAAGUUGGAAGUUUACAUACACUUAGGUUGGAGUCAUUAAAACUCGUUUUUCAACCA
Messenger RNA from Coregonus clupeaformis (lake whitefish), 1231 nucleotides. RefSeq names its product 5-hydroxyisourate hydrolase-like. The transcript has 4 exons. Lineage: Eukaryota; Metazoa; Chordata; Actinopteri; Salmoniformes; Salmonidae. The record is from RefSeq and is a predicted model, not a curated record. Gene Ontology annotation, molecular function: hydroxyisourate hydrolase activity. Bases 304 to 723 code for a protein of 139 amino acids. Gene Ontology annotation, biological process: purine nucleobase metabolic process.